This is a messenger RNA of Funneliformis geosporum, 543 nucleotides long. The record is from the annotation of a GenBank genome assembly. NCBI's taxonomy places the organism in Eukaryota, Fungi, Glomeromycota, Glomeromycetes, Glomerales, Glomeraceae.
AUGAAUUUAAAUGGUCAAGAAUCAAAAAUUGCCAUCACGGAUUUAGGGCAAAAUGGACCUCCUUAUCAUACUCUAGGAACGGAUUUAUACGGAGUUAUGCCGUUUAUCGCUCCAGAAGUUUUGAGAGGUAACGCAUACACUCAAUCCUCCGAUAUUUAUAGUUUAGGAAUGAUCAUGUAUGAACUAAUUUCAGGAGUUCCUCCUUUUUCAAAUCGAGCACAUGAUCAAUCAUUAAUGCUUGACAUUUGUGAUGGGGUGAGACCUGAAAUUAAAAACAUCGAUAAAUUACCGGACGACUUUAUUAAAAUAUUAAGAAAAUGUUGGGAUCCUAAUCCAUUUAAUCGUCCUUCAGCGUAUGAAUUAUUUUUGUUUGAUAAUUACGGUGAACUAGAUGAAAAAUUGUUCGAAUCCGGAUACGAAAUACAUUCUGGUGCUGUUUAUACAAGUCGUGAUCUUAGCGUAUAUGCUCAAUAUUUAUCACAAGACGAAGGAGUAGAAAUCGAAUGGAGUAAAGGUAAAAAAUUAGAGGUGUACGAAAGGUAA